This is a messenger RNA of Nezara viridula (southern green stink bug), 282 nucleotides long. The record is from the annotation of a GenBank genome assembly. NCBI's taxonomy places the organism in Eukaryota, Metazoa, Arthropoda, Insecta, Hemiptera, Pentatomidae.
AUAUUGGUUUUGAGCAUGACAAAUGAGGCUAAUUGCAAUCAGUUGAAUGAAGGUGACAAUGACAUCUAACAAGAAUUGGUUUUCAUUAAUAAAUCCGCACAUCCUUAGCCACAUCACUAGGACAUCAUCAAAGAACAAACUUAAGGAAAACAAUGUUUUCACUGACGUUUGUACUUAUCUUGCUUGGACUUGCAGCUUCCACACAGUGCCUCAUUGAUGAGUCUGAAGCCGAUGUUUCAAUAAAAUUAGAACGCGAAAGUCGUGCACUAAAACAGCUCAAAG